Asterias rubens (European starfish) is the source of this 971-nucleotide messenger RNA. Its product is annotated as 60S ribosomal protein L9-like. The transcript is spliced from 4 exons. The coding region runs from base 60 to 635 and encodes 191 amino acids. Gene Ontology annotation, cellular component: cytosolic large ribosomal subunit; ribosome. NCBI's taxonomy places the organism in Eukaryota, Metazoa, Echinodermata, Asteroidea, Forcipulatida, Asteriidae. Gene Ontology annotation, molecular function: structural constituent of ribosome; rRNA binding. Gene Ontology annotation, biological process: cytoplasmic translation. The record is from RefSeq and is a predicted model, not a curated record.
GUAUUCUAACAUAUUUUAUUUUCUCUCCAUUUUUUUUUUUUUUUUUAAUAGUUGCAGCCAUGAAGACUAUACUGGCAUCCAGAUUUGUGGAAAUCCCUGAGAAUAUUGAGGUCACAAUCAAGGCCCGCCUUGUCACGGUCAAGGGGCCACGCGGGACCUUGGUCAGGAACUUCAAGCACCUCAGUGUGGAGCUCAUGAGGAUCAGCAAGAAGAAGAUCAGAGUGAACAAGUGGUUCGGGACCCGCAAGGAGCUAUCAUGUGUCCGCACUGUAUGCACCCACAUUGAGAACAUGAUCAAAGGUGUCACAAUGGGUUUCAAGUACAAGAUGCGUUGUGUGUACGCUCAUUUCCCCAUCAACUGCGCCAUCCAAGAUGACAACAAGCUCCUUGAAGUGCGAAACUUUCUCGGCGAGAAGUUCAUCCGCCGCGUCUACAUGAAGGACGGCGUUAAGUGCACGAUGUCCUCUAAGAUGAAGGAUGAGCUGAUCAUUGAGGGGAACGAUAUCGAGCUGGUGUCACAGUCAGCUGCCUUGAUCCAACAGUCGACCACAGUCAAGAACAAGGACAUCAGAAAGUUUCUUGAUGGCAUCUACGUCUCAGAGAAGACCACCAUUGAAGAAGUAGCCCAGCAGUAAAUACAACUUCAAACUCUUCAUACAAUCCAACCUGCCUGCAACACACACACACACACACAAAGUGGAUACUAUCUAUAGGAUGAUACCAAUCGAAGGACCCAGGAAUGCCACAAGAAGCUUCAGUAAGGUGGAGAACCAAGAUUGCAGAUUUUUUUCUGAGUCUUAACAUCUGAGAGAAGAACCUUGGUUUGAAUUUCUUGUGAAUCUGGAAAUAAUCCUGAAAAUUGGUGGACAGACUUGGGCAUCAUCGUUUUCACUGUGGACUGAUGAUUGAAAUGUGGGAAUUGUUUAUAUUAUUGCCUUUCAUUGAAUAAACAAGAUGUGAAAGGAAAAUAA